GCGGCUCCGGCUCCAUCACCACCACCUGUGGCGCCGGGAUGGCGGAGCUCGACCUCAGCGCGGCGGCCGUGCUGGGCUUCCUGCGGGAGCGCGGCGGACGGGUGCGCAACACCGAGCUGGUGAGCGCCUUCCGGCCGCUGCUGGAUGCCGGCGGGGACUCGGCGGCGCGGCGGGAGCGGUUCAAGGCGGCGGUGAACGCCGUGGCCGUGGUGAAGGAGCGCGACGGCGCCAAGUUCGUCGUUCUGCGGCGGGAGCUGCGCCACGACCCGCCGCCGGGGGCCGCGCUGGCGCCGGGGGGCGAUGGCGGCGGCCCCGACCCCAGCCCCGACCCCGUCCCCAGCGGGCGGCUGUCGCCGGCGCCCCCCGAGGAGCUGCCGGGGCCGCGGGCCGUGUCCGAGCUGCGGGGUCUCUUCCAGGGCGGCGGUGGCGGGGUGCCGCUGCCCGGCGGCGCGGCGGGGGCCCGGCGGGAGCCGCUCCCCAAGCCCUGCAUGCUGCCGGUGCGCUGCGUGCCGGCCCCCGCCGCCGCCGCUGCCGCCGCGCCGGGGCUGCCGGAGGAGCUGGGGUCCCCCCUGUCACCCCCGGAGGUGGAGACCGGGUCCCGCUCCCCUUACCUGCGGCGGGCGACCAAGAACCACCGGGCCAGCGAGGAGACGUCGGCGGUGCCCCUGGAACAGGCCGAGCACCAGUGGCUGGUGAUGGCGGCGGACGGGCAGUGGACGCAGCAGCUCCACGGGCUGCUGCUGGGCGAUGCCAGCUUGGCGGACAGGAGAGACUUCAUCUCGGGCUUCACCGCCCUGCACUGGGCCGCCAAGAACGGCAACUGCGACAUGGUGACAAACAUCAUCAGAGCGGCCGAGAAGGGGGGAACCCGUGUCAAUGUGGAUGCCAGGUCACACGGCGGCUACACAGCCCUUCACCUGGCUGCCAUCCACGGCCAGGAGAAGAUCAUCACCAUGCUGGUCUACAGCUACCAUGCCAAGACUGACCUGAGGGACUACAGCGGGAAGAAGCCGCACCAGUACUUAAAGGAAGGGGCCUCCUCUGUGGUCAGGCGCUUGCUGGGGGACCCCAGCCUUCCCCACAGCACAGAGCCCUCCAUGCCCAUCAAGAAGACCACAAAGCUUGCGGCUUCCAUCUUGAGCUCAACAAGCACUUUCCUGGGGGUGAUAUCCGAUGACAUGGCUUUCUACGAUCUCACCAAAGGUUUGAGGAAGCCUUCAUCUUUAAACAAGCUCCUGGCUGCCACUACGGGCCCGAGGAGGAAGCCAAAGACCAGAGGGAGCUUCCCUUCAUACUCCUCACUCUCUGAGGUGAUGGAGGAGGAGGAAGAGGAGGUUGUUGUGAAGCGCAGACCUGUUUCUGAGCUGUUCUUUAGCCACUAGCCUCUGCCUUCUUCGGAUGCAAAUUGUUUAAUAAUGUGACCAGGGUCUCGAUUUCCUCUCCCAGAAGCAGCUUGGAUUUCUUCUCUCCUGUCUGUCUUUUUGGAUGUUGGACUAAACCAGUGAUAGGGGCCCCAGAGGCCACGGGCUGAAACCCAACUCACAGCCACUGGUGGAGAGGUAGCUGCCCUGGGAGCACUGCAGAUGCUGCGUGUGCCAUCCUGAUGUGUCGGGAGAGACUGCAAACUUUAUACUUCAUGGUUGAAAAACUAAACCUCUAUGUGUGUAGACAGGUUAAAAUGCUUAACGUACAGCCUUCUUGAUCUGUGCUCCUUGGCUGGAGAGCAAAAGUAAGGUAAAGGAUUGCGUAUUUUACACUGUGAACAGCAAGCUGGUAGCUGGCUACUUGAACAUGGCUUGUUACACAGGCUUAAAUUCUUAGAGGAAAGAUGCAUAGUUUUCUAUGAUGUUUCUGACUAUUUUGGUAACAGAAGAGGAAUAUUUCUAUUUAAAAACAAAUUGUGUACUUUUUCAAAGCAAAGUUUCUCACUAUCACAAAUGCUAACGUAACGAUCUCCGUUGUUGACUAAUGUGUUUUAUUAGAUGAACUACUUUACAAAAAUAAACCCCACCAUCAGCACCAUGACCUGUCUACCUCAGUCUGGAAGCAAGGUUAGCAUUGUAAUUGUGGCUUUUCCUCUUCCUGAAAGACUUUGUGACCAGCUGGUACUAACCACGUCUUUGAUGAUACUGUGAAUGCUGAAACUUGACUAGAGUUCGGUCACUUAAUCUGAAUAAAAACCUUGUUGAUAGUGAAAAACUGAACUGAAAACUGGGAAUUGGAUCCUGCAGUUUCUGAGUAGCCAACUGGGAACAAAGGCUCCUAUGUCUGAUUCUUUUUAUUUAAAGCUUGGCCUUUGAUUCUGACCUACUUACAAUAAAUGUUUAUAAAAUUUGGGCUUUAUGUUAGGUGUUUCAUGACGGAAUGUCUGCAUGACCUCUUAAAGCAGUGUUUAUCUCAGCAGCAUGAAUCAUGGACCUAAAACUAACUCUUCUUUUAUAUUAGAAACAGAAUUGUUCUAUGUGUAGAACUCCGUGUAGGUCCCCAAAGCAUGCUAACUGCAGGUUAACUAAUACAUGGCAGUGAGGUGGUUACUUUUUUAAUUGCUAUUUGGUUAAAGGCAAUGCAGAGGGGCAGAGCUAAGAACAGAAGCUGCCCAACUCCUGGGGCCAGCAUGCCAAACCAUCCCCUUUUCCCUAAAAAUGUAUCUGAAACCCCUGUAUAUUUCAGAGGUGAUGAAGGGGAUGGUGGUACUGCACUUGCUUUGCUUUUCAGCCCCAUGGGGUGUUCCAGUUUCCAUACUGAAACACUUGUUUGCAUGCUUUGCCUCUCUUUCCAAGCCAGUGACUUCAGGAAUGUUUGUUUUUUCAGCCUUGAAUUAAGCCUCGUACUUCUAAUAGGCUUUAAUUGGCUUCUCUCAAAUGCUCCUACAGCAAGGAAUGCUGUAGGGCUGUGCUGAGGGGAGGCGCUGCCCUCUUUCACUUUGAAACGAUCCCCUGAAGUCCCUGGAGUGGGUGACAUCGGAGCCUGUGACGUUGGUUGGGAGCGCACCCAUGGCUGCAGAGGGGCUGCCCCGCCUGCUCCCGCGGGAGCCUGGGUUCCACCGCACCGCUCUGCUGCUGUGUCGAACUGCUUGAGCUGCCAAGUGAACGCUGGUGCUCCAGCACCUCCUGACUGCUAUAUCUGGAGUAGGGUUUAAAGAGAAAAUAAAAUCCUAUUUGCUCCAUA
Molecule: messenger RNA, 3168 nt
Organism: Strigops habroptila (Kakapo)
Lineage: Eukaryota; Metazoa; Chordata; Aves; Psittaciformes; Psittacidae
Gene: SOWAHA
Product: sosondowah ankyrin repeat domain family member A
Exons: 1
Coding region: 39-1382 (447 amino acids)
Molecular function (GO): protein binding
Source: RefSeq, a predicted model, not a curated record